Messenger RNA from Penicillium coprophilum, 429 nucleotides. RefSeq lists its product as uncharacterized. The transcript has 2 exons. The record is from RefSeq and is a predicted model, not a curated record. Bases 1 to 429 code for a protein of 142 amino acids. Lineage: Eukaryota; Fungi; Ascomycota; Eurotiomycetes; Eurotiales; Aspergillaceae.
AUGCCGAGACAAAUCUCUAUCCUCGUGUACAAAGGCGUGCCAGUAGACUUCUCCAAAUACCGACACACAGCACUGCACGCCCUCUACCCCGACGGUCAAUAUGACUGGCUUCAUGUUGCCGGCGCACACCCUUUUUUUAAAUUCCAAAAAGACGCCGAGAACCCCAUGUCAGAGCAGCCAAUAGCUUGGAUUCCUGUAUGUACAACGCCGGAAUCUGUCACCAAGACGAAGAUCAUUCUUGCAUGUGCUAGCACGUCGGUGCGCAACAGCAAUAACGAUCGAGACUGGAACUGUCAGAACUGGGUUGGGGAGGCUCUUACUGAGCUCGUUAAGAUCGGCUGUUUGACUAAAGAAGAGCGUGGAGCGGCCAUUAAUAAAAUGGUAGAAAUUAUCUUGGAGGCGGAGCUGGAAGAUGAUGGAAUAUACUGA